Cercopithifilaria johnstoni is the source of this 2724-nucleotide messenger RNA. The record is from the annotation of a GenBank genome assembly. NCBI's taxonomy places the organism in Eukaryota, Metazoa, Nematoda, Chromadorea, Rhabditida, Onchocercidae.
AUGACUACUAAAUUUUAUAAGUUAGCUUUACUUUCAAAAGAUAGUGUUUCAGAAGAAAGGAAAGGUUUGACAGAGAACGAGUUGAAAAAUUUACGAGCUCGUUUUAAAAGAAGACAAAACAAAUUUUCAACCAUAACUGUUACAUUUGCGCCCUCUAGUGGCUCUGACGAAGAGGAAGUGUUUGAAAAGGUCGAUGUGGAAAUUAGUCCGAUAAACAUUGAGACAAAUAAAGGGGAGAAAGGUGCGCUUUUGAACAAAGAUGCGUUAUUACAACCAAAAGGUGCAAAUAUAUUACGAAAGGCAGAUACAGUCGCACAAGGGAGCUGUUCGAAAAGCUCAAGUAAAACAGAGCAAGUCACUCAAAGUAGAUCAACCUCUUCAACAACGGAUUCUAUAAACAAACCAGAGGCAUCUAUAUCACCAGCACCACCGAAGAAAAGGAUUAAAUCAAAAGAGAAAAGUUCUGGAACGAUUUCACCUCUAAAAUCCAAAACUGUAAAGAUAAAGAGCGUUGAAUCACAACCAACGAAAAUAAAAGGAAAAGUCAAAGAAGGUGUAGAUGAAAGAAAAAAGCAUGAUAGUAAGAAUAAAAAGAGAAAAGAAGAGAAAAACAAAAGUCAUGGAGAGUUUAAAAUCCAUGAAAAAAAGAUAAAAAGAUCAAAAAAUCAUAAAAUAAAAGAAGAUAUAAAGGAUAUGCAAGAAAAGAAAGGAAUGGGAAUUGUGUUGACAAAAAGCGAAGAGAAAAAUCCGAAAGACAUAAAAGUGUUGCAUGCAAAUGUGGAAGGAUUGGAAAAUGUAGUAGCAUUGGAGAAUGAGAAGUUAAUAAAAAUUUCAGGAAAACAAGUAAAGUCGGAGACAUCAAAGUUCAAUUCAUAUAAGUCACCAAUUAAAGCAGAAUCAUUACCAGCAAAUAUUUCUUUAGAAGGAUAUCCACAAAACACAUCUGAUAUUAAUUUGUUGCUAAAACCGAUCGAAAUGACGAAAAAAGACCAAUUACUGUAUGAAAAAAUGGACGAUGAAAUUGUGUUGGAUACCAAUUUGCUACAAUCAUUGGCUACUGAUUUAGUGACAGAAUCUAGUAAAGUGAAUAAAGAUAUAAUAGGAGAAGAUAUUGCUAAAAAGUUAAUUGAAAUCGAGAAAAAUGACAAACCAUUAAUAGAAGAUCAUAUCAAAGAUGAAAAAGAGGUUGUAAUAUCCGAGACUGCAAGGAGAAUAGUAGAAGCAUUAACAUCCAAUCAAGUCCUUGGUAAAGUACUAACACCGGAAGAAGCUACUAUUUUAAGAGAUUAUUUCAGUCGAAAAAUACCGCUAAGUGAACAGGUUCUUGCAACGUUGGAUACAGCACUUGACAAAAUUUUAUGCCGCGCAUAUGAAUUUUAUGAUGAUAAGAAAGAACUGGAUGCAUUCCUAAAAGAUCGAGAUUCUGCAAAAGGAAAACUUCUCGAUGCACUUAUAGCCAAGAAGUCAAAUUAUCUAGCUGAUUUAAUGAGUGAUGCUAGUUUCUAUGCUGAUCGAAUCAGUAAAGGAUUAAUUGAUGUUUAUAAAUUAGCAACGGAAGGAAUUCUAGUUGCUCGUGAUAACUUGCAAUACAUGCAAGCUGCAGUCGGCCAUACAUAUCGCUAUUCCAAAGAUAUGGCAUACCGUGGCGCUGCACUGACUUACGAAACAGCUGCACGCGGCAAAGAAUUGGCCGAAAUUGGUGCUUCCGUUGGCGCACAAAUGACAUAUGAUGCGGCAAAAAUGACAUUAGAUGCUGCAGUUCGUGGGAAAGAACUUGCAGAACAAGGUGCAGCAAUCGGCACAAAAAUGACAUCCGAUGCCGCAAAAAUAACGUUAGAUGCUGCAGUUCGAGGAAAAGAACUUGCAGAACGAGGCGCAGCGAUCGGUACAAAAAUGACGUCUGAUGCCGCAAAAAUGACGUUAGACGCUGCAGUCCGAGGAAAAGAACUUGCAGAACGAGGCGCAGCGAUCGGUACAAAAAUGACGUCUGAUGCCGCAAAAAUGACGUUAGACGCCGCAGUCCGAGGAAAAGAACUUGCAGAACGAGGCGCAGCGAUCGGUACAAAAAUGACGUCUGAUGCCGCAAAAAUGACGUUAGAUGCUGCAGUCCGAGGAAAAGAACUUGCAGAACGAGGCGCAGCGAUCGGUACAAAAAUGACGUCUGAUGCCGCAAAAAUGACGUUAGACGCUGCAGUCUUCGGAAAAGAACUUGCAGAACGAGGUGCAGCGAUCGGCACAACAAUUGCAUCUGAUGCCGCAAAAAUGACAUACGAUGUCACUAAUCGCGGUAAGGAACUUGCAGGGCUUGGCGUAGCAAUUGGAGCAAAAGUGACGCAAGAUGCUGCCUCCAAAGGAUUGCAAAUUGCAGAAGGAACAAUUCACAUUGCUUCUAAAGGGAAGGAAAUGGUGAAAGACAGUUUGACAGCAGUAAGCAGUACUAGUCUUGAUCUCUCCGAGACCGCUCUUGAAAGUGCACUUGAAGCCACUAAACUGGUUGGUAAAAAAGUACAAGAUUUUACCGGUGCAAUGAAUCAAGCUAAAUCGGAAAUUCAAAAAUCUAGCGAAUGGUUUUUGUCAUUUUUUCAACCAUCUACAACGACAUCUGAAACAUCAAGCACUUUAAAAGAAGUAGAAGAUAAUGACGACGACUCAAAUGAUGACGAGAGCGAUAAGGAUGAAACAAGUUUAUCAUCAAAUAAGAAAAGUGGAGUGGUGGAUGAAUAA